Sinocyclocheilus grahami is the source of this 1038-nucleotide messenger RNA. It is a transcript of the gene stx17, whose product is annotated as syntaxin 17. The coding region runs from base 172 to 840 and encodes 222 amino acids. Gene Ontology annotation, biological process: intracellular protein transport; vesicle fusion; exocytosis. Gene Ontology annotation, molecular function: SNARE binding; SNAP receptor activity. The record is from RefSeq and is a predicted model, not a curated record. Lineage: Eukaryota; Metazoa; Chordata; Actinopteri; Cypriniformes; Cyprinidae. The transcript has 8 exons. Gene Ontology annotation, cellular component: SNARE complex; plasma membrane; endomembrane system.
CAUUUUGUAGUUACACACAGCACAAAGCGAAACUGUUUACCAACACAAAGUUAGUGGCAGUGACUGAAAUCAUCGACAGCAGGUCUUCGCUGUUUUCUCGACAGAGGAAGACUAAUUAUGUAUGGAGUCGUUAAGCCUGUGACAUUAUAAGAGAGGUCAUAAGAGACGGUCAUGAUGGCGGAGGAGGCUGGAAAGCUUCCACUUCUGCGCCUGGAGCCCCCCAUUCAGAAAUUCAUUAAAGUGGCCAUUCCCACUGACCUGGAGAGACUGCACCAGCACCAACACAACAUAGAAAAGUUUCAGAGAAACAGUCAGUGGGAUAAACUUCACCAAGAGCACAUCAACUCCAGCCGCACUGUCCAGCAGUUGCGAUCGAACCUGCGGGAGAUGGAGAAGUUGUGUGGGCGGGUCCGCAGUGCUGAUGCUGAAGCUCUGGAGAAACUUGUUCAGCCAAUCAAAGAUCGAGCCUCCACUGCCAUUCAGGAGUUCCUCUGGAUUCACUCGAAUGCAAUCAAUAGGCCGGAUGCUCCAACUAUUGGCAAAGACUCUCACAAAACUAUCAGCACCGCCUCGGAUAUGUUGCACAGUGACUGUGAUACAGGUGUGCCCGGUUCCCCUGUCACUCAAACACAGCUGCUCCUGCCUGAAAUCCCUCCAGAACAGAACGCCGCUGAGUCCUGGGAUUCUUUAGCUGAGGACCUACUGGAGCUGAAUGGUUUAGUAAAUGAGUUCACCACUCUUGUUCAUGCUCAGCAGGAGAAGAUUGACAGCAUUGAGGCCAAUGUUAGCAUAGCAGCCGCUAAUGUGGAGGAGGGGACUCGGAGCCUAGGGAAGACAUAAUUAACUGCUUGGUUAACCCUGCCUUGUGAAGAUGAUUAGAUGACAGAGAACGAGAGCAUGAGAAAGGGUGAAGGAGAGAUGAGAAGGUGGCAUUUGAUAGUCAACCCUGCCUUUAAAGUUUACAUAUCUUCACAAAAAUUAAAUUGUGUGUGUGUGUGCACGCUGGGGGGCUUGAUUCGUUGUGCUAAUUAAAGAAUA